AUGGCUCAGCUUUUGACUGCUGGUCAUCCAGUUGACUUGAGCGAUAAAAACGGCGUGACUCCUUUAAUGUGUGCAGCAGCAAUGAACAUCCCAGAUACGAUCAUGAUGCUAAUUAAAAACGGGGCCAACUUACUUUACCAUGGAGAUGAACGCUUUACAGUUCUUGGCCUCAUUGCCACGAGAGGCAACUGGGACUUGAUAUGGCAGAUUGUGGACUUUGCAGCGGAAAUGGACCCCGAUCCGAUACCCGAGCUGCUCCGAAGCCUACUGUCCGACCUCUAUACCAUGGACUACGAAACCUGCUACGCUGCACAUAAUCUUGGUGGUCCGAACGGCUGUAUCAACUUCUGGUCCAGGGUAAUCUCCAGGCUUGGUAGUCCUAAUUUCUCCUUCCAGGAUGGCACUACCUUGAUGCAAAUGGCGUGGGAUUCCAAGUCUGCGAGGGCUCUAAUCGAUCUGGGCUUUGACAAGUUCAAUCAAGAGGAAGGAGAUUUGCUUGUACACAUCGUUUCGUUUCAUGAUCCCUCAUUGCUCCAGUAUGCUGUUGCGAACGGUGGCGAUGUGCAUGUGCGCAAUGACUGGGGCAGUGUGAGCGUUGACAUGCUGCUAUAUGAUCUUCUCGAGUGCAACUGGAAAAUCCUCCCGACAAUCUGGGAGACUUUGCGGUUUCUGGUCGACAGAAGAGCUCCAAUCUUGUCACUAGAUAAGUCCAUGUGCAAGCUUUUGGUUGAUGACUCUAAGCAGCAUCGGAUGUGGGAAAUUGAGCAAUGGAAUAUAGGGAUCCUGGCGUGGCUUGAGAUGGUAGAGAAUAAGCGAUCGGUAGGAGAGGCGAAGGAAGUCACCCUGGCCGCUCUUCGACAAAUGUCUUUCGAUGAAGCCGAUCUACAUCACGCAUGCUGCACAUUUUGCACCGACGUGGACUCCAAUAUCGACAAUGACCGGUUUUGGGAUAUCCAGGAGCAGAUCAAGAUUGAUGAACUGAACCGAGCUAUGGAAGAGCUGGCGGCAAAGGCAUACCUGGAAUUGAAGAUAGAGGUCAUGGUACGCCUUCGGCGCCAGUGGAGGAGAAAAUAUACGAAACUAUGGCCUGGACCUAAGGCUGGGCCUGUGAGGCAGAUCUUCCGAAGCAAAAGGGAUGAGGAGUUGAAUGAAUUAUUGAAGGCGAUUCGAACCUCGGAACACCCCAGGAUUCCAGAGCCAUUUUUAAGCUCUUGGAAUGGCAUUAUUCAGAAGAACUUGGAUCCUGAUCAUUAUAGCUAUCACUACGAUAUUGAACUAGGUCUGGCCAAGUUUGGGAUUGGCCUUUAUCAAUGCGGAAGUGAUCAGUUUGAGAGCUGGCUUCCACUACUGACCCAAAUGACGGAUGUUCUGCUUGCCGAAGAGGAGUCAGGAGCAUUGGAAUCUUGA
This is a messenger RNA of Fusarium verticillioides 7600, 1407 nucleotides long. RefSeq lists its product as hypothetical. NCBI's taxonomy places the organism in Eukaryota, Fungi, Ascomycota, Sordariomycetes, Hypocreales, Nectriaceae. Gene Ontology annotation, molecular function: protein binding. The transcript is spliced from 2 exons. The record is from RefSeq and is a predicted model, not a curated record. The coding region runs from base 1 to 1407 and encodes 468 amino acids.